Molecule: messenger RNA, 1089 nt
Organism: Acyrthosiphon pisum (pea aphid)
Lineage: Eukaryota; Metazoa; Arthropoda; Insecta; Hemiptera; Aphididae
Product: zinc finger MYM-type protein 1-like
Exons: 1
Coding region: 1-1089 (362 amino acids)
Source: RefSeq, a predicted model, not a curated record
AUGGAUUCCACUCCAGACCAAUCAAAAGUAGAUCAGAUGGCACUUGUGAUUCGGUACUGCACAUCGUCAAGUGUUCAUGAAAGAUUAGUUCAAUUAAGUCCUAUCAAAAGUCAUACAGGUGAAUCAAUAUUUGUUCUUUUAGAAGAAUUUCUUGAAAAAGCUGAACUUAAUAUAGUAAAUUGUCGCGGGCAGUCGUACGAUAAUGCCUCCAACAUGAGUGGGAAAUAUAAAGGAUUACAAGCUCAUGUAAAAAAUAAAUGUGAUUUGGCUGUUUAUAUACCCUGCACGGCUCACUCCCUGAAUCUUGUUGGUGUUCAUAGUGUUGAUUGUUGUAUAGAAGCAGUCAGUUUUUUUGGAUUUCUACAAUGUAUAUUCAAUAUUUUUAGUGGAUCUACUCAUAGAUGGGACAUUUUGACCAAUACUUUAGAUAAAAAUGUGAAAGGCCGAUUACUUGUACUGAAAUCCCUUAGUCAAACUAGAUGGUCCUGUCACUCGGAUUCUUGUCAAGCACUUACUCAUAAUUACAUAAAAAUAAUAAAAGCUUUAAAAUGUAUUAGUGAAAAUAAUAGUGAAAAUGGAGACUCAAAAAGGGAUGCUAAAAUGCUUUUAAAACAAAUUAAAAAAAAAGAAACUGCAUAUCUUUCUUUUUUAUGGAAUGAUAUAUUGAAUAGGUCUAACAAGACAUCUAUACAUCUGCAAGACAGUUCUUGUGACCCGUUGAAAGCGUUGAAUUUACUGAAAUCGUUGAAAAAUUACAUUUUAAAAUUACUAAACAGUAGUGUAGUUUAUGAAAGUAAAGUUAUUGAACUUGGUCCAGAAAUCAAUAGUCUUUACCAUGAUGAAAGAAGAAGAACAUCAAAAAAAAAUGUCAGUGGUUCAAAUAAUACUGUGUUGCAAGGUGGUGUUAAAUUUAGAAUUGAAACCCACAACAUAAUCAUUGAUAAAUUUUGUUCAGAAUUAGACCGACGAAUUGAAGCCUACAAGUUUGUUUCAGACAAUUUUUUAUUUGUUACAAUGUUGUGUGUUCCAAUUGUUGACAAAUUAAUGAAGACAAUAAUAUUGAACAAAGUAUUGAAAACUUUAUACUGA